This is a messenger RNA of Notolabrus celidotus (New Zealand spotty), 1196 nucleotides long. RefSeq names its product general transcription factor IIIA, b (gene gtf3ab). Lineage: Eukaryota; Metazoa; Chordata; Actinopteri; Labriformes; Labridae. The record is from RefSeq and is a predicted model, not a curated record. Gene Ontology annotation, cellular component: nucleus. Bases 93 to 1076 code for a protein of 327 amino acids. The transcript is spliced from 9 exons.
GUGAGCAGCUGGUUGCAGACCACUUUGAGUCCUGCCCCUUUACUACUAGUUUUGUAUAACCAAAACACCACAUCUGACAUCUCAUAUUAAAGAUGGGGGAGAGGUUGCAAAGCCAAAAAAGCUAUGUAUGCUCAUUUUUCGAUUGUAAAGCUAAAUUCAGUAAGUCAUGGAAGCUCGAGGCUCAUCUUUGCAAACACACAGGACUGAAACCUUUCUCCUGUGAGAGCUGUGACAAGAGCUUCUGCACUCGCUAUCAGCUCACCAGACAUGAGCUUAAUCACAGUGGAGAGAAACAACACAAGUGUCUGGAUGAUGGAUGCUCCGAGGCCUUCAUCACAAAUAACAGCAUGAAGAACCACAUGGCUCGAGUCCACCGGCACCAGGAAAGCAGUAUCAGAAAUAAUGCUUUGUGUGACCAUAAGGGCUGUGGAAAAGAUUUCAACAAGAGGAACCAGCUGAAAGCUCAUAAGGGUGAUCACCAACAGAUUCUACCUUUCCGUUGUUCUUUCAACGGCUGUGCGAGAGAAUUUCCCACUCAUGGCAAACUGAAGCAUCAUGAGGGAGUGCAUGCAGGCUACCCCUGUGAGGAUGCAGCAUGCUCCUUUCAUGGAAAGACAUGGACAGAAUAUCUAAAGCACAGAAAUGAACACAAAGUCAAGGUUCAGUGUGCAGAGUGUAAAAAGCUCUUCAACAAUGCCUGGUUCUUGCGCCUACAUGAGCUGCACGUCCACACUGGGGAGAAGACGAAGCUGUCGUGUCCGAGGAAAAGCUGUGACAAGAAGUUUACUCGCCGCUUUAACUUGGAGAGCCACAUUCUGGGAGAUCACGAGGGCAAGAAGCCGUUCAGCUGUGCGUAUGCUGGCUGUGGGAAGCGCUUUGCCAUGAAGGAGAGCCUGUGGCGACAUGGAGCAGUGCAUGACCCAGCAAAGAAAAAGCUGAAGAAACUGCAUCCUAAAAAGAACCAGCCCUGGCGUGUAGCAGAGCAGCUCAGACUGGCUGCUGCAGCCAAACAGGCAGAGACCAAGAAGCUGACUGCCAGACUGCGCAAUACAUCUUUAAAGGAUGUGAAACCUUGAGGCCUCUGCGUGUACAGAUCUGUGGAUAUGUUCAUUAAGAGAGGGAUGAAUUCUGUGAUUUGUUUUUGUUCUUUUUUUGUUUCGAUGAAUCUGAAAUAAAGCCUCAUUAUCGCAGCACAA